Molecule: messenger RNA, 3868 nt
Organism: Lacerta agilis (Sand lizard)
Lineage: Eukaryota; Metazoa; Chordata; Lepidosauria; Squamata; Lacertidae
Gene: TP53BP2
Product: tumor protein p53 binding protein 2
Exons: 18
Coding region: 182-3643 (1153 amino acids)
Biological process (GO): regulation of apoptotic process
Cellular component (GO): nucleus
Molecular function (GO): p53 binding
Source: RefSeq, a predicted model, not a curated record
AAAGGGAGCGCAGACCCAGCGAGUUGCGGACCCAGAGGGAGCUCGUUCGUCGGCGCGGGCCGGGCUGCCUCUCGCAACAGGUCCCUAGGCAAACAAGGGCAGGCCGCUCCGCCUCCCCAGGCCCCUGCCAUUGGUCUCCUCCUCUGUCCCUGAGGGGGAGGAAGCGGCACCCGUCGCCUCAAUGCGGUUCGGGGCCAAAAUGAUGCCGAUGUUUCUUACUGUGUACCUCAGUAACAAUGAGCAGCACUUCACUGAGGUGCCAAUCACCCCAGAAACUACCUGCAGAGAUGUAGUGGAUUUGUGUAAAGAGCCUGGUGAGACUGAAUGCCACCUGGCUGAAGUGUGGUGCGGCUCAGAGCGCCCUGUAGCUGACAACGAGCGCAUGUUGGAUCUUCUGCAGCGCCAUGGAGUCCAGAGAAAUGAAGUUAGGUUCUUUCUUCGCCAUGAGCGGUCUCCUAAUCGAGAAGCUGGGAGCGGACCAAGAGUGCAAGAUCCAAGCUUGAAGAGAAAUGGUGUAAAAAUGCCUGGUGAGCGAAGAAUAGAGAAUGGAAAGGUCAAUGCUCCUCGGAUGGAUAUGACUUUAGCUGAAUUGCAGGAAAUGGCAUCACGUCAACAGCAACAAAUAGAGGCCCAACAGCAAAUGCUGGCUAACAAGGAGCAGCGGUUAAAAUUUCUGAAACAGCAGGACCAACGGCAGCAACAACAAGCUGCAGAGCAGGAAAAACUCAAAAGAUUAAAAGAAAUUGCUGAGAAUCAGGAAGCCAAGUUGAAGAAAGUGAGAGCUCUCAAAGGUCAUGUGGAACAAAAACGGCUCAGUAAUGGGAAGCUAGUGGAGGAGAUUGAGCAGAUGAACAGUUUGUUCCAGCAAAAACAACGAGAGCUGGUACUGGCUGUGUCAAAGGUAGAGGAACUUACUAGGCAGUUGGAGAUGCUGAAGAAUGGCCGGAUUGAUGGUUACCAUGACAACCAGUCAGCUGUCGCUGAGCUUGACCGACUGUACAAGGAGCUUCAGCUGAGGAACAAACUGAACCAGGAGCAGAAUGCCAAGCUGCAGCAACAGAGGGACUCUUUAAACAAACGCAACUCAGAGGUGGCAGUUAUGGAUAAGCGUGUUAAUGAGCUGAGGGAACGGCUGUGGAAGAAGAAGGCUGCGUUGCAGCAAAAGGAGAAUGUCCCGGUGUCUCCAGAUGGGAAUCAGCCACAGCCAGUGGUAUCUACUCCAAGUCGAGUGGCAGCUGUUGGCCCUUACAUCCAGUCUUCCACCAUGCCACGCAUUGCCUCAAGGAAUGAACUGUUAGUCAAACCAGUCUACCCUGAUGGGACUUCAGCCUUGCAAGCCCCUGAUGGUCCGUUGAAAACGCAGACUCUCCCAAACAUGAGAGCUGGGAUUCUUUCACAAGUGAAAGCUCCUGGAGGUACCACACCUGCUGGUUCAAAACCUCCACUCGCUACCAGUGACUGGAACAAUGCGAGCGCUGGCCAUGUUAUCAGCCAAGGGCUAACUUCCAUGGUGACCAAAGCCAACUGUAGCAAUGAAGUGCAAGUUGGUGAGGUAGAUGUUCCUCUUAGAGAAAGGGAGAAAAAAGUACGCCCCUUUUCCAUGUUUGAUUCUGUUGACUCAAAUGGAGCUGUUGGAGUGCCUGCAACAGGUACACUGAGAAAAAACCAGAGCAGUGAAGACCUACUGCGAGACGGCCAGACUGGCACUAAAAAUGCUGCAAAAGUGCCGCCACCUGUUCCCACCAAACCAAAACAGAUAAACUUACCUUACUUCGGCCAAGCUGGUCAGCUGCCUUCUCCAGAUGUUAAGCCUGAUAGUAAUAUCCAGAAGCUGCCUCUGACAAUUGCAGCUGUAGGAAACAAGCAGAAGCCACCAACCCAGCUCACUCCACCAGCAUCUCAGCAGGCCCAGCAAAAGAUCUGUGUGUCUCCAAGUGGCCUUCCUGCUAAUCCGGAUCUGACUCUUCUCAAGCAAGAGAGUCCUCCUGCGGCAGCUGUGAGGCCUUUUACCCCUCAGCCAGCCAAAGAGGCUCCCCCGCCACCUUUCAGAAAGCCGCAGACGGUUGCUGCAAGUUCUAUCUAUAGCAUGUACACAAAGCAGCAGACUCCUGGGAAGAACUUCCAACAGGCAGUGCAGAGUGCCCUGACAAGGGCACAGACCAGAGGACCCCAUUUUCCAAGUGUGUAUGGAAAGCCAGUUAUUGCUGGAGCCGGUCCCCCAAAUCAACAGCAGCAGACUGAGAAUAUUUAUUCAAAUACUCAAGGCAAGCCAGGCAGUCCAGAGCCUGAAAUGGAGACCACAGCUUCAGCCAGUGAAAAUAAUGAAACGGAGCGUAUUCCUCGUCCACUCAGCCCAACAAAGCUGUUGCCUUUCUUGUCAAAUCCUUACAGAAAUCAAAGUGAUGCAGAUCUGGAAGCCCUUCGGAAGAAGUUAUCCAAUGCCCCAAGACCACUGAAGAAGCGUAGUUCUAUUACUGAGCCAGAGGGUCCUAAUGGCCCCAAUAUUCAAAAGCUCUUGUACCAGAGAACAACUCUGGCUGCUAUGGAGACUAUCUCUGCCCCAUCCUACCCAUCAAAGCAAACUUCCGCAGCUGCCACUGAAGGCUCAGCAGAAAUCCCAAACCCAUAUUUAAGCACAGAAGUGGCCAAAGAAGUAGUUCCACCUUCACCUGAGCCAACUAUUGCAGAAGAGGCAGAAACGGCAAAUGCCGAUCAGAACGCAGGGCCUCUUCCUCCAUCAGGCCUAGAGAGCGUUCCUGAGGGGAUUUCUGAUGACAUCUCCCUUGCUCCGCCUGAAAUGGAAGAACCGAGUCUGGACGUUCCCUUGCCCAUAGACAUGUACAUGGAGGAGUAUCCCCCCUACCCACCGCCUCCCUAUCCUUCAGGAGAACCAGAGAGUUUGGGAGAGGACUCGUUCAGCAUGCAACCUCCCGAAGUCACGGGGCAGUUCUCUUUGCCACCUGGCAAGAGGACAAAUCUGCGCAAAGUUGGCUCAGAAAGGAUUUCCCAUGGAAUGCGAGUGAAAUUCAACCCCCUUGCUUUGCUUCUUGAUUCCUCUCUUGAAGGAGAAUUUGACCUUGUUCAGCGGAUCAUCUACGAGGUUGAAGAUCCCAGCUUGCCCAAUGAUGAGGGCAUCACUGCACUUCACAAUGCCGUGUGUGCUGGCCAUACAGAGAUUGUGAAAUUCCUGGUACAGUUUGGUGUCAAUGUAAAUGCUGCAGAUAGCGAUGGAUGGACACCACUGCACUGUGCAGCAUCUUGCAAUAACGUCCAAGUGUGCAAAUUCUUAGUGGAAUCGGGUGCUGCUGUUUUUGCCACAACCUACAGUGACCUGCAGACUGCGGCAGACAAGUGUGAAGAAAUGGAAGAAGGCUACACGCAGUGUUCCCAGUUUCUUUACGGAGUGCAAGAGAAAAUGGGAAUCAUGAACAAAGGAGUGGUGUACGCUCUCUGGGAUUAUGAAGCUCUGAACGAUGACGAACUGUCCAUGAAAGGAGGAGACUGCAUGAUGGUUCUUCGCCGGGAAGAUGAAGAAGAAAUAGAGUGGUGGUGGGCACAGCUAAACGACAAAGAAGGAUAUGUGCCACGUAAUUUACUUGGGCUUUACCCAAGGAUUAAGCCAAGGCAAAGAAGCUUGGCGUGAAAACAUUUUGAACCGAUUUUAUGAAGUACCAGCCGCAGGACAAGUUUAUCCUUCUUACGGAAGAGAAUGCAUUCUUUGUGGGUUUGCGCCAAUUUCGGGAGACGUUUCUAUUUACAGUGUGAUAUGAAAGCAAUACUGAAUGUGCUUUGAAAACAGAUGAAGGAUAGAGUGCAUUCACAAGUGGCGGAAGACAUUCCGCAAUCUGGAAUGCGACUUUCAAGCAAA